Staurois parvus is the source of this 258-nucleotide messenger RNA. Lineage: Eukaryota; Metazoa; Chordata; Amphibia; Anura; Ranidae. The record is from the annotation of a GenBank genome assembly.
UGCCUGCUGUGUCCUCCGGACACAGUGGAAUACCAAUCGUUGAACGGGACCUCUGCACGAGGUCCCGAUCAUGUGAUCACUGAUUGGCAAAUCAGUGAUCACAUGCAGAGUAGUAAGCAAGAUGUCACUUGUGACAUCAUUGAUUACUACAUUCAUUGAGAAUUACUGAGUGAGCUGUGAGUGGUCACAGCUUGUCACAUGGUACAAGGCUGUUGUGAAUAGCCUUGUACCAUGUGACCUCUGUGAUCAUUCACAGAU